Molecule: messenger RNA, 1881 nt
Organism: Prunus persica (peach)
Lineage: Eukaryota; Viridiplantae; Streptophyta; Magnoliopsida; Rosales; Rosaceae
Product: putative pectate lyase 2
Exons: 4
Coding region: 56-1021 (321 amino acids)
Molecular function (GO): pectate lyase activity
Source: RefSeq, a predicted model, not a curated record
UUGGAGAAGUAACCGGCAGGAACUUGCAUUAUGCUCAGUGGGAUUUUCUGGGAAGAUGAGCAACAACAUAGGAAGAGAUGUCAUAUACUAUCAAGUCACGGACCCAAGUGACAAUGCGUUGGACCCCAAACCGGGAACUUUGAGAUAUGGGGUUACCAUGAUCAAAGGGAAAAAGUGGAUCACCUUCCAGAGGGACAUGCACAUUAGGCUUGACAAACCACUUCUCAUUAGUAGCUUCACUGCCAUUGAUGGAAGAGGUGCUAAUGUUCACAUUGCUGGUAAUGCAUGCUUGCUGGUCUUUCAGGCAAGCAAUAUAAUCAUCCAUGGCCUUCGAAUCCAUCAUUGCCGACCCCAACCACCAAGCUCAGUUAUGGGUCCAGAAGGAAAGAUAAUACCAAUAGGGCAGGUUGAUGGAGAUGCAAUAAGGUUGGUAACAGCAUCAAAGGUUUGGAUAGACCACAAUACACUCUACGAGUGCCAGGACGGUCUUCUCGAUGUUACUCGCGGAUCUACCCAUAUCACCAUCUCCAACAAUUGGUUCAGAGACCAGGACAAGGUUAUGCUUCUCGGCCAUGAUGAUGGCUACUUUCGGGACAAGAACAUGAGGGUGACCGUUGUGUACAACCAUUUUGGACCCAACUGCAACCAAAGAAUGCCAAGGAUUCGCUAUGGAUAUGCACAUGUCGUGAAUAACCUUUACAGAGAAUGGUCGCAGUAUGCCAUUGGCGGAAGCAUGAACCCUAGUGUUAAGAGUGAAGCCAACCUCUUCAUUGCACCAAAAUCGGGAAACAAGAAAGAGAUCACUUGGAGGAAGGACAGCAUUGGAGACAAAGAAUCCUGGAAGUUUUACUCUGUAGGAGAUAUCUUCGAAAAUGGGGCUUCUUUCGUGGAAACAGGUGCCGGCAGAGCAAAGCCAAACUAUAACAGAGAACAAACUUUCCCAGUUGUUAAUGCCAAAUCUGUCCGCUCAUUGACAAGGUCAUCUGGUGCUUUGAUAUGCAUCAAAAGAUCCAGAUGCUAAUUAAUUAAGGCAUAGGCUCAUGCGAUGCAAUGUGGAGAUGCUAAUUAAUGAAGGCAUAGGAAAAUAAAUUGUAUGUCAGCUAAAAAAAGGUGAACAAUUGUAUAGUGGAUAUAUAAAUCUCAUCUCCCUCCUAUAGUAAUGCAAGAUAUAUAUAUAUAUAUAUAUAUAGCAGUUUGUGACCAAACAAAAUACAAUUAAGGCCAUUACCCAAGACUAUACUUAUUUUACGAUUGAUUUUUAUUAGUGAUCAGGACUGGCACACAGAUGAAAUCUACCCCUACAGAGAUCAAAAUUAUGUCAUUUAUAUCUAUAGACUUCAAAUCUAAAUCCAAAUCCAAAUCCUCUCUUCCAAAUGGACAACUUGUCCCUUGUAUUGUUCUGUCCUCUUCUUAAUGAAAUUAUGUUUCUUAUUACAAACAAAAACAAAAACAAAACAAAAAAAAAAAAAGACAAUGAAAUAACUGAGAGAGAAUUAGGGGCCGUUCGGUGGUGUUUUCGGAGGCCGUUUUCCGUUUUCAUUCUCAGAAAACAUUGAGAUUUCUGAAAUUAUUUUCAAACUUUUAGUUAUAAUUCACUGAAAACGCAGAAAACAUCAAAAGGAUGUUUUCAUUUUUAGAGAAUAUGAAUUAACUGGGAAAAAAACAGUGCAGAAGCCACCAUCAUAACCACCCAACAGCCACUAAAGGCCAAUCGAACCACAAUCACGACAACAGACCAACCAGUUGCUAAUCGCAUCACCACCCAGUCGAACCCAAUAGACCUAACCAUCAAUACCACUUGUACCAAAUCGAAGUACCACCACCUACUCAGCAAACUGCCAAGAGGGGGAGAGAGAGAGAGAGAGAGAGAGAGAGAGAGAG